CGGGCUCUUUUUCUGGCUGGUGCUUAUCCCUGUCGCCAAUUGUGUGAUCCACCCUGGGUAGGUGGAUACAGAGGCGUAGAGGUCUGACGAGGUCAAUUGGCUUCCCGCAGCUUAUGUGUCGGUAUCUGUGUUGAGGCUUAACAACAUUCCGAGGCGGGGACUCUGGCUAUAAAUAAUAGUGUGGAGAACCUAUCGAAGGAUGGCCAUAAAAUAUGCACUCGUGGAAUCACCACAUUAGCCAUGAAAUUGUCGCUGCUGCUGCUACUAGCACUGGCCUCGCCUUCCUCUAUUUUGGGGGCCUCUGUACCCCGCGACUCGAAUGGCAUUCCGGUCAUCACACCACAAUCUACCGAUAAUGAGGCGAAUUAUAGUGCACCUUAUUUCCCUCUUCUGGGAUUUGAGAAAUAUGCAGCCAACCCUAUUUUGACAGCCGACACCUCUCAUGCGUGGGAAUCGCGCGCGGUUUUCAACCCUAGUGCAAUUGUCGUCGAUAACCGGGUUUGGCUCCUCUACCGGGCGCAGGAUAUAACGGGCAGAUCAUCAAUCGGGAUAGCCUGGUCUUCGGAUGGGAUUCAUUUCACGCGCUCUGCAACGCCAAUACUAGAAGCUACCGAGUCCUACGAAACAUCUGGUGGAUGUGAGGAUCCUCGCGUUGUGCGAGUCAAUGGAACCUUCUACCUAACAUACACCGGGGUUGAGAACUCCCUGGCUCGUCUUUGUCUUGCAACUUCAACGAACCUGGUCGAUUGGAAAAAGCAUGGUCCAAUCCUUCCUGAUAUCUCGGAUGUUGUAUAUGACUUUCUGCGUCCGUUUAACGGCUACCUCUCCCGGCACGGCUGGAGCAAAUCCGGAGCGAUCCUCAACGAGCGUCAACUAGAUGGUCGGUACUACAUGCAUUUCGGGGAGUCUUAUUUAUACACGGCGUACUCGACCGAUUUGAUUCACUGGCAUGUAUCAACGAGCGAUGAUACCCUUGCAGGACUGCUGCGCAUUGCAGACCAGCCCGCUCCCUAUGCCCCAAAGCUUAACAUCUGGGAGCAAGGCCUGAUGGAGUCCGGCCCACCCCCAAUCAAGACGCGAGAUGGAAGAUGGCUAAAGGUGUAUAACGGGGUAUCUACCGGGGUGGGCGGUUUCGCUUCAAUGCAGUAUAACACUGGCCAAAUGCUGAUCGAUCCGGGGAACUUUCCUCUUGGACCGCCAAUUGCUCGUCUGGAACUUCCGAUGCUGGAGCCUGAAACUGGCCACCGGGUUGUUUUCUCCGAAGGCCUGGUUCAGUUCCAUGGGCAGUGGUUUUUGUAUUUUGGCAUUGACGAUUCAUCAGUCGGUGUUGCCGUGGCCCCGGUUCAGCCUUAGAGUGUAUAUUGAACUGGCUUGCUUCUUGCGUUUGGGUAUUUUCCCUGUGUGGAAACGGAGGAAUUUCUACCCCCUAGUAGCAGAAGGGGUUCGUCCGUAUCUCUGUGUAUAUAUAUACUGGAGGGACAUGAAAAGUCCCAUUUGCAAGGAAAACGAGUUGAUAAGUAGAGUCUCUUAGGCACUGAAAGGACAUUCACCAUACACUAGAACCUCACGAAGCCAACGAUGCAUUGUGGCUUUCCCAA
Molecule: messenger RNA, 1598 nt
Organism: Aspergillus ochraceoroseus IBT 24754
Lineage: Eukaryota; Fungi; Ascomycota; Eurotiomycetes; Eurotiales; Aspergillaceae
Product: glycoside hydrolase family 130 protein
Exons: 1
Coding region: 241-1353 (370 amino acids)
Source: RefSeq, a predicted model, not a curated record